AUGGAUGAUCAAGUGAGUAAAAUAUCUGAAUUGAAACUGACUGUUGCAAAGUUGCAACCUUUAGCUGAAAUGAAUGCAGAAGAUAUUGUGCAUAUUAAGAAUGGCAACUUCCAAGUAGUUCUUGGUUCUCCGGAAACUAUUCUUAAGACGUACUGGAAAGAUGUGUUUCUGUCGUCUGUUUGGCAGGACAGGGUGCAGUUGAUCGCUGUUGAUGAAGCUCACUGCAUAUCAGAAUGGGGUGGUGAUUUUAGAACGGAUUACAGAAUGAUACACGAAUUAAGAAGCAUUUUUCAUUGCCCUGUGAUGGCACUGGCAGCCACAACGACGGCAACUGUGAAAAAUGAUAUUUUGAAGCAUCUUCAGUUGCCCGACAUUUCUACUGAUAUCGUUGCUCUGAAACCGGAUCGACCGAACAUAUUUAUUGACAUGCAACUUAAGACCAGUCGACAGUAUACAGAGCCCCUUAGUUGGUUAAUUGCUAACUUAAGGGAGAUGAAGCAGGCGGCUAAAACGCUUGUGUACUGUCGAAGUGUGAACUCUGUAUCGGAAAUAGUUUUAUUGUUGAAAGAGGAAUUGGGUGAUGAUGCAUAUGUGGACAGAAUAAAAGACUCAGAGCAUAUCUUAAUAGAGAUGUUUCACAAGUCCACUCAUGCGAAUUCCAAAAAACGAAUAAUCGAUUCCUUCAAAAAGUCCGACAGCAACAUAAGAUGCCUGAUAGCGACAGUAGCGUUAGGCAUGGGACUUGACAUACCAAAAUCAGUCUUAUCGUACUGGCAAGAACUAGGAAGGUGUGCAAGAGACGGGCGAAAAGGAUAUGCCCUGACAGUGUAUGAUAAUUUAACUUUGUGUCAGAAAAACACAGACAAGGACAUGGCUGAAAUUGUCCGAAAUGCCAACAAUGUCUGUUUGCUGCCACUCAACUGCCGCCAGUCAGGACAAUUCGAAGAGCCAUCCGCAGAACUAAGCUACAAACCAGUCAUCCUAUAG
This is a messenger RNA of Gigantopelta aegis, 987 nucleotides long. Its product is annotated as ATP-dependent DNA helicase RecQ-like. Lineage: Eukaryota; Metazoa; Mollusca; Gastropoda; Neomphalida; Peltospiridae. The record is from RefSeq and is a predicted model, not a curated record. Gene Ontology annotation, cellular component: nucleoplasm; chromosome; nucleus. Gene Ontology annotation, biological process: telomere maintenance; double-strand break repair via homologous recombination. Gene Ontology annotation, molecular function: nucleic acid binding; ATP binding; four-way junction helicase activity.